AUGGCCGGCCCUGAAAAACAUAUUGAAAUAGUGGUCCAGCAGCUUAACAAAUUUAAUCCUGAAAAUGAGAGCACAGAGCAUCUCUUGGAUGAGUCAGCUAAGGUUUUACAGACCCUUAAUGUGACAGAUGGAGCAUUUGUGUUGGAGACUCUAGCUGGAUGUAUUGAAUAUAAACCUUUAUUGGACAUAGUAGUCAAUGCAUUUUUUGUUCGGGAUGGGAAGCAUUGCCUGUUUUCUGAGCGCAAUCUCUAUGUGGUUAUUUGCUAUAUGGCCACUUUUCAACUGGAGGAGCUUGGUCUUCAGCAAUUCAGCAGAAUUGUCAAAUCUCUGGACAUUGCUAAAAUGCAUAAGUUUCUUAGAUUCUUCUUCAAUGUCUUGAAUUUGAGUACAUGGAUAAAAGAUGAAUGGAGUCAGAUAUAUGAUUCUCUUUAUGUAAAAGAAAACUGGAUUGAUCCAUUACUAGGAUGGCAGCCAAAAAUAGAACAACUGAUCAAGCAACUUGCUGACAAAUUAGCUAAUCGUGUUACCACUGUAAAGACUUCGACGGUCACAAAGCCAAAGGAAUUUGAUUUGACCACCCCUAAGCCACGAGCCAUACCAAUACCUGAGCCAAUACCGUUACAGGAGAAGCAUCAACCUGUUCCUCAGAGCACCUACAAACCUCCAAAGGAAAAACAGCACCUGCAGGAAAUCAAGUAUAGAAAUCGCCGAAGAGCAGAGGAACUGCUGCUGGAAGCAAAUGUUAGCCAGUUCAGGUGUGCAACGAUAAAGCCUGAGAACAAAGCCCCGAGAGAUUAUAUAUCAGGCAUUAUGAAGAAUAAAACGAAGUUCCAGGCUCAAAAGAUCCAGGGCAAGAUUGACAAUGUACCUAUUAAAUUAAAUGCAGCAGCGAUCUUAAGAGAAGGUGCCCUCUACCAGCGAAAAAUGGAACAAGAACUCAACAGACUUGAAAGUUUGCUACGAGGUGCUCAUGACCCAUCUGAAUUCCUGGAAUGGCAAAAACAGAUGCGUGAAAAAGAUUUGGAACAACAACUGGCUGAGAUAGAGUGUAGGAGGCUACAAGGGAAACUGAGUCACGAGGAGGCAGUUCUAGCACGUCACAAUGUAAUUCAGGAAAACAAGAAGAAAGCUGAACUAAAGAGAGAAGAGACAGCAGAAUUGAUGCGCCAGUAUGCAGAGAAACGUCUUGAGGAAGAGAAGGAAAUGAGAGAGUUGGUGGAGCAGGUAGUGGAAGGACAUAAAAAUGUGAAGCAAGCACGAAUGAAGCUCCAGAAGUACAAACGGCAAAUAGUUCAGGAAGUGUCUGAAGAGAGCCGAGAACUUCUUCGUCGAGCUCUGGAAGAAGAGGAGGAGAAGCUUAGGAAAAGAUAUGAAUUGAUUCAACAGAUAAGAGCUAUAGAAUCUCUGCCAUUCUUUAGGAACAAGUUUGUUGACUUAACCCAGACUGCUGGCUAUGGCUUCAGUGGUGAAAUGUCAAUAGUGGAACUGCGUGAACGCCUAGCUUUACUGAAAGAAGCACAGAAGAAGGCAGAAGAAGAGAAGAGAGACCAGAUAAUACAUGAAAAACAAGCCAAGGAACAACUUCUUCUAGACAAACUGGAGCAGAUUUCCCUGUUCAGAGCAGCACUUGGAAGAGCAGCUGCAUUGAAGCAGGAAGAGAAGAAAAUAAAGUCCCAGUUAACUGAAGGACCUGUGAAAAAUGAACGUGUUUUAGAUCUACAGAAAAAGAUUACGGAGAAAACUAUGGAGCGUAAAAAGCAAGCUGAAAUCUUAAAGAUUACACCCCAGAAAGAUGGUGCAGGGCCAGGGAGAUCUUGGGAGUCAUAUGAAAACUCUCUGCAAGAGCCCCACUGGAAAGAGUUGGAAGAGAGUCGGGAACAACAGUUCAAGAUGCUUCAGAAUGGCUUAAUGUCCAGAGAAACAGCUCAGAAAAUGACUGCAUAUCAGGCUGCAAGAAUUGGAGCCACUUCUUGUAUAUUGAGAUAA
This is a messenger RNA of Emys orbicularis (European pond turtle), 1986 nucleotides long. RefSeq names its product cilia and flagella associated protein 99 (gene CFAP99). NCBI's taxonomy places the organism in Eukaryota, Metazoa, Chordata, Testudines, Emydidae. The record is from RefSeq and is a predicted model, not a curated record. Bases 1 to 1986 code for a protein of 661 amino acids. The transcript has 15 exons.